This is a messenger RNA of Cercopithifilaria johnstoni, 2160 nucleotides long. The record is from the annotation of a GenBank genome assembly. NCBI's taxonomy places the organism in Eukaryota, Metazoa, Nematoda, Chromadorea, Rhabditida, Onchocercidae.
AUGAUUUCCAAGGAUAUGGACGCUGACAUCGAUGUAACAUCGAUGACCGAUGAUGGUAUCCUGAAUCCAUAUAAAGUUUCAUUAAACAGUGACAAGAAUAUCGAUAAAGAGGCUUAUUUAAGUAAACUUACGGAAAGUAAACUCACCCAAGCUAUGGAAGAACAUAUAUUUGACGGAGAAAGUGCUGAACAAGAGCAAAAUGAAAGCUUCGAAAGCAGCGAUGGGAAUUCAUAUGGCACAAGGCAGUCGAGAAAACUUAGGAAUCCAUCACUGUGGCAAAGACCAGAUGUGCGACGUAUCGUGGAGGAUUUCAUUAACAAAGAUAUAACUUCAAGAGGUGCGGCCAACAAAAUCUCGGAUAUUUUGGGUCGCAAUGUUUCACAUUCUACAGUUUUGACAUACGCUAAUAGAUUAUUGCGGGGAAUAAAACGUGAAGUGGAAGAAGAACCAGCAUACCAAGUUCAGGUCGAACCCGAUGGUUCGCCAGCACCGGUUGAUGAAGUCGGUUAUGAUGUGCACUUCGAGCUUGUGAAAACAAGCCGUGGCAACGAUAAUGGCCUGGCCGUUUAUGAAGAUAAUGGAUUUGUUCGUGUUUAUCGCCGCACUAGUACAACGGGUCGAAGCGCAUCCUAUCGCUGUUCCACGUGUGAUCAUCUUUAUGAAAAACUUGGCCAGGGUGAACGGCCAACGAUUAAAAUGCGUGAUAACGUCAUUGUAACGGAUCCAUUUCCAACUCAUAAUCAAUUAUGCACUCCUACACCGGUGGAUGUGUUCCGUAGGACACAGGAAGAUUUAGAAGCACGACAACUCAAUAUGUGUAGGCGUGUAUUAACUAGCUCGCGUUUCAAGGAAAUGAGAUGGGCAAGAUCAUUUGAUACUGUCGGAUAUGUGGUAAAACCGCCAAAUGAAGAGGAAGAAGCGAUCAACAAAUGCAUCGAAAGUUUACUAACAAGGUGUCGUGGCUCAACAGAAAUGGAAGACGAAGACAAGGAAGCUGUGCUGAGAGACUUAAUUGAAGGCUACAAGCGUGGAGAGGUUUCCAGUUUAACGGAACUUGCAAAACUGAUCAAAGAAAAUCUAGACAUUGAUGUCUCUAGCCCCACUCUUUGUCGAUAUCUUAAAAAACAGACCGAUGACAAGGCUCAAUCGCCAAUGGAACCAGAUGAAAGCGAUACCGUCCUGAUAGCUCGUCCAGGACUUUCGAAAUACUUGAACGAAACGCUUAUUACUGUACCAGAAAAUGAAGGCUUUCGCCAAUAUUCAUUUAUGAAAAGGUCGUCAGAUGGUGUUCGAUCGUAUUACAGGUGUCUUGGAUGUUCUCGUGCAAAACGCCUUUAUGGACCAGAUCGGCAGGCUUAUGUGAAAGUAGAAUAUGGCGAGAUAAUCGAUAGACCGCUUCAUCAUCGGAGGUGCGAACCACAAUCGGAAGAAAGUGUCUUAGUCCAAAAUCUGGAUCGUGAGUGUCGUAGAAGUAUCAGGAAAGGUGAAAAAAAUCCACGGGAAGCUCAUGCAGAAGGGUUAGAUAAAAUGGCUGAAAUAGAAGCAUCGUUUUCUGGAGAUGAAAAUAUACAUGGCACUCUGCAAAAGCUUUUUCCAUCGUGGGAAAGAGUUAAAGCGGCAUAUUUCCGACAGAGAGAUUUGUUAAAGAAAGCAGCAAUAGCAGCAGAACUAGAAGAGGGAGCAUACCAAACUAGCGUUCAUGAUAGUGAAAUUGGUCGUUAUGAAGAGAUUGAAGGAAAUGAGAGUUUCAUGGCACCUCCCGGCGCAGCGGUUGAGCUUACUCCCGAGAUGAAUGCUCUGAAGAAUCAAUUAUUAUUUGAUGUGCAGCAAGCCAUUCGAAGAGAGGUCGCACGAGCAAUUACUCGGACCACUAUCAUGAUGGAACAACGAUUUGACGCAAAAAUUCUGCAGAUAUUCGAUGAUAUAUUUCGGACGCAAAAUGAAGAGGAAGUUGCGGAAGCAGGGAUAGUCGAUGAAUAUGCACUCCAAGAAUUUCCGUCAACUUCUGCCUCAUCAUAUCCUUCACAAAAGCGACGACGUUUAGAGAGUAUUGGGGGGAAUGAAAGAGUAAACGAUAAACCAUUUUCAAUUCCUGCUUGUUAUUUGAAGCGAAACAGAUUGCUUAUCAAAGAAGUUGCAAGAAAGAAGAAUUCCAUGUAA